CGCCUCAGCAGCCGGGAUGACUGGAGGAGCUGGGACUGCAGAUACUGCGGUGCUGAGAAAGACGGCGUGAGCGCGUUUGUGUGCGUGUGCACGUGCCUGGGCGGACUCCAGCUGUAAUGGUGCCCCGUGUGUGUGUGACUGUGCUGACCGCAACAGUCAUCCUGUCCAACAGCGGAGACUUUCUCAGCGUGCAGAUGGUGUGAGCAGUCAGGGGAAAAGUUUCUAACAGCUCGACUGAGUCUCGGCUAACUCAAUCCACACUGCACACACACUCAUACAUUGUGCCAGUCCAGGAGGGGAGCAACAACAACAGCAGCAGCAGCUGAGCAUGAGGACAACUUGAGCUUGUGUGUGAGCGGGAUUUGUCUUGUAGUUGAUUGAUUGACCUGUCGCUGAAGAGGAUACGGUGUCUGGGCAUCACCACACAUCCGAGCUGUGAGAUUCAACAGGGCUGCUCGUUUGAAAGGUUGGAGUAGCUGUGAUGGAUGACCAGUGUGUGUCUCAUGGCAGUCCUCAUCGCAGCGGAGGUCAUGUCAGUACUGAGGGUCAAAAGUUGAAUGUCAUCAGGUGUGGGUGGCUCCGGAAGCAAGGAGGUUUUGUCAAAACGUGGCACAGUCGCUGGUUUGUGCUGAAAGGGGAUCAGCUCUACUAUUACAAAGAUGAGGAGGAGACUAAAGCUCUGGGAGCCAUUUUUUUACGUGGAAACAAAGUUACAGAGCAUCCAAGCAGCGGCGACGAAGGGGGAAAAUUUCUUUUCGAGGUCAUUCCAGGUGGAGAAAGAGAGCGGAUGACAGCCAACCAUGAGACCUACCUUCUUAUGGCCAGCACCCAGAAUGACAUGGAAGACUGGGUGAAGACAAUCCGAAGAGUCAUCUGGGCGCCUUUUGGUGGAGGGAUCUUUGGUCAGAAGCUGGAAGAGACCGUGCGGUAUGAACGCCGGUUUGGGAACAAGCUCGCCCCUAUGCUGGUAGAGCAGUGCGUGGAUUUCAUUCGGCAGAGGGGUCUUCAGGAAGAGGGCCUUUUCAGGCUGCCAGGACAGGCCAACCUGGUCAAAGAGCUGCAGGAUGCCUUUGACUGUGGAGAGAAGCCCUCUUUUGAUUGUAACACAGAUGUGCACACAGUAGCUUCUCUGCUGAAACUGUAUCUCAGAGAGCUGCCCGAGCCCGUCAUCCCCUUCCAGAAGUACGAUGAGUUCCUGUCCUGCGCCAAGCUCCUGGGCAAAGAUGAUGAAAUGGGUAUGAAGGAAUUGAGAAGGCUCGUGGAAAGUCUACCUCCAGUGAACUACAACCUCCUAAAAUACAUCUGCAGGUUUCUUGAUGAAGUCCAGUCAUAUUCAGGGGUGAAUAAAAUGAGUGUCCAAAACUUGGCCACAGUCUUUGGGCCAAAUAUCUUGAGGCCAAAAAUUGAGGAUCCAGUAGCAAUUAUGGAAGGUACUGUUCUGGUCCAGCAGCUCAUGGCUGUUUUGAUUGGUCACCACGACGUGCUUUUCCCCCGAGAUGAAGACAGCCCUACUGCCCUCGAGCUCGUCAACAACAAUAUUGAACAGCCACGGCGACAAACCACUACAUCUACCUCAGCCAUCACUACAGUGUCUCAGAAUGCUGAGAACAACAACACACAUGUUGUGCGGCAGUGUGUUUGGGAAGCCAACGAGUCUCCUUCACACCGUCAGCACGCAGACAACAGUGGCUCCCCACGAUCGGCAAGUCCCCGCAAUGGAGUCAUGGGACGCUUCGACGUCACUCGCAGUCCACCGCUGACCGUUAAAAAGAAUCCAGCUUUUAGUAAAGGCAGUGGCAUUGUUACCAAUGGGUCCUUCAGCUCCUCACCCUCUUCAGAUCCCACUGUGGAAAAGAGCCAGAGUGGAGGUGGCAGCUUACCGGUGCGUCGCAGUGGCACACUCAAAGGCUCGGGGACAAAAAUGGGCACCAGCGGCGUCACGAGUGGAAACAGCGCUACAGGGAAUGGGACUGGAGUUGUACGCAUGGGCGUUCAUGGGACUGACGCUGUCACAGGGAGUCCGAACAGCCGCAACAGCCUCUGGCAGCCGAAUGGCUGUGUAAUGUUACGGGAGAACAGCAAAGCUCGUGACUGCCACGGCGGAGAUCAGACAACCAAUCAGAAUCGUCUGUCCACAUACGAUAACGUGCAGCUAAACCAUCACAACCUGCAGCAGCAGAACCAGAUCGCCAACACGUGUCUGAAUACCAGCUGCGAGGACAAGCAGAGUGUGGACAGUGCCACCUGGUCCACUUCUUCCUGUGAAAUCUCCCUCCCUGACAACUCCACUUCCUGUCGCUCCUCCACAACCACCUGCCCAGAGCAGGACUUCUAUGGAGGGCACUACGAAGACUUGGAUGGACCAGCACAAGACUGCGUGCAUCCCCAGUCUGGCGAAGGAGGAGAGGGCAGAAAUGGCGACAGAGAAGGAAGUGGAGAGGUUGGGAGGAGCAGUCGGGGCACGAGCAGCAGUGAUAACAGCGACGGUUUUCCUGUUGGUAACGGACCCGGCAACCACAGCGCUCUGCACAGUCUAGUGGCCAGUCUUAAGCAGGAAAUGCACAAGCAGAAGGCCGAGUAUGAGGCCAGGAUAAAAAGUUUGGAGCAGCGUAAUUUGGAGCUGGAGACUGAAAUGGUGAACCUACACGAGGAGCUGGACCAGGAGAGGAAGAAGUACACCAUGGCGGAGAUCAAGCUGCGCAACGCUGAGCGCGCCAAGGAUGACGCCGAGCGGCGAAACCAGAUGCUACAGAAAGAGAUGGAACAGUUUUUCUCCACAUUUAGUGACCUCACCGCAACUGGCAACGCCGCAGCCACCGAUCCCCGCCGACCAGAGCGAAACAACACCAUCUGGAUACAGUGAAGGAAGGCUGAAAAAAGAUGGCAGCCAAGACAGGAACUGGGUUAUUAUAAUGACGUGAACUUUAGAGAGACUCUAAACAAGAUUUGGCUGCUGAUCGAAGGAGGGAAAACACACUGCAAAGGGUAACGGCACGUUUUAAUUUAAGAAAUAGGAGAUAUAGGGCUGAUGUAAGCCGCCUUUAUAAAUGUAAACAUCACCUGGAGUGAUGCCAGAGUGACAUUAUCUGUAUAUAGCCUUAUUUAAACAGACGCUCAUGGACACACUCCAGUCUCCCAGAAGUGGUUGGGGUUUGUUCAGUUGUCUGGCUGGGAAAUGGAGCAAAGGGACAGUACACAACAGCCUAUGAGGACAUAUGGUACUACCAUUUUAUGUUAGCUCCGAGAUAGAAGGGAAGACAAAAUGUUAAAAAAAAAUUUUAAAAAAAGAACAAUACCAACACCAACCUUGGACCUGAAAAUGCAGAAAAGACCACACCGAACUCCUCCUUUUUAUUCAUUUUUACCAUCUAACCAAAACACACCUUAGUGUUCAAUAUAUUUCUGCAUCUGCUCAUGUCAAAGAUGUCAUAUGUUGUAAAGAGAAGUAAAACUGACACUUCAUUGUUUUUGUGAUAUUUAAGCAAAGCUAUAAACGUGUGCUAUUUUCUAUCAGUUUUUUUUUCUUUUUCUUUUGCACUUAAAUGUUUGUUUAGUCUCUGCAAGUUGGUACUGGAUGUUCUGUCGGUCUAUGUGUCGAUGCGUGUGCCUGUGCUUCUGUGCUGUUAUAUUUACCCAUGACCAAAAGAAAAAGAGCCUGUACUGUAAAUAUUGUAUAGAUAAAUGCAGACGUGACUAGAUUAGAUAGUUUGCAUUGUGGUUUACUGAUAUUCAGAUGGAUAUGGCAUGAAUUGAGUUGAUACUGAAGAAUGAUUUGUAGUUUGUUAGAGUACAGUUCAAGGUGUUGCACAGUGGGUUAUUGGCAUAAAUCUUUUAAGUCUUGAAUUCAGAAUUUCAGAUAAGAAACUGUAUGGCAUGCCGCUUUUAAAGAUACAAUUUACUGAUUUUUCGAGGCCAGCACACGUUUGUGGGUCAUAACUGUGAAAUAGUUGGGAUUUUAAAGCCUCUAAUUUGAUGACAUUAUCAGCCUGGCAGCAAAAUUCAGUAAUAAGUGGUAUGUGCAUGAUGGUUGCAUGAGUCUACGAGGGUCGGCAUACACUAACUGAAUGUUUGUAAAGUGACUGUAUAUGGAUGAAGUGUAUUUAUGUAGCCCGAAACCAAAUGUCUGCACAUGAUGUGGAUUUGCGAAUGAUUACAAAACGGGACACCUCUGAUAGAUCAGACCAGGAAUGGACCUGCGUCAGAGAGGAGUUGGUGCGUACACGUGUGCGCGGACCUGGUGCUCGGCUUCUUUUUAAACCUGCUGCUGGUCAUUGCAGGACAUCUGGAAUGUGCAUAUGGAGUCAAAAAGAAGAAGAAAAAAGUGCCUGAACAAGUGAAGGAGGGAGAGGGGAGCCUGCGCUUCUCAUUUCACAGCCUUCACCGGGAAAUAAUGGGCUUAAGCCAAGCUGACAGUGUCACCUCGUUCUGUGAAUUCCACACAAAAGGGCGGAUUAUGGAUGGAGGGCCAGACGGAGUGGAUGGGGAUAGUGGAAUGUUUUCAUGACAAUACUUGAUACACAAAGGAACUUUAAAAAUGACUUAAUAUGAAUAAAGAUGGAUUUUAAUGCAA
Maylandia zebra (zebra mbuna) is the source of this 4570-nucleotide messenger RNA. It is a transcript of the gene arhgap24, whose product is annotated as Rho GTPase activating protein 24. Gene Ontology annotation, molecular function: GTPase activator activity. Gene Ontology annotation, biological process: signal transduction; wound healing, spreading of epidermal cells; negative regulation of ruffle assembly. Lineage: Eukaryota; Metazoa; Chordata; Actinopteri; Cichliformes; Cichlidae. The record is from RefSeq and is a predicted model, not a curated record. Gene Ontology annotation, cellular component: focal adhesion.